Cladocopium goreaui is the source of this 1014-nucleotide messenger RNA. The record is from the annotation of a GenBank genome assembly. Lineage: Eukaryota; Dinophyceae; Suessiales; Symbiodiniaceae.
AUGUUGCCACUGAUUCGAAAACCUCAGGGGCUCACUUACCGCCUUGCCAGCGACUUCGUGGUGCCUGGCGGUGCUGCAGGGAGGCUCAGCGCUACCCGCACGAUUCGCACGGCGCAAACGGAUCGACUAGGUGUGAAUCCUGGCCGUGGGUCUUCUGCGACUGCUGUGCGAGCAUUUGACGGGGCAGCUUGGGAAUCCUCCUCCUCGUCGAGCGCUUUGGAUCUUCCAAUUGGAAUGGCCGAAACUGUGGUAGGACUUGCAGCCCUCUAUGCCAUCAUGUCCAUGGCUGAGUACGUCUAUCACCGAUACUUCCAACAUUUGGGCUUGAACAAGGUGGGCGCAGUACGUACCGUCAGAAAGACAUUCAAGCUCAACACCUUUCAAGGUGAUGGACAUGUGGAGCACCAUCGGGAGACGCUGGACGACAUGACCUUGGACGUCGAGCCUGGCCGCGAGCUGGUCCUGGAUAUCGAUCCUUUCCGCGGUGCCGGGGCUGGGGACCAGCUGCAGUACCAGCUUCCCAUGGCAUGGUACUUUGAAGAUGUUUAUUGGCGUCUUUCUGUUGGCUUUCCCUACGCUUACUUUCCUGGCUGGUCCGCGCAGGUGAUUGUACCAGUGGUGGUGUCUGCAAUGCUGUUCCAUGCCCUUCUUUGGAAUGCUCUUCAUCCGCACAUGCACGGCUUGCCUGAUGUCCCGCUAGAGGUGGGUGCUCCAAGCUGGGUGCUGAAGGCCUUCAGAGACUCCGCACUCUUCAACUUCUUGCGAGAGAACCACGCAGGUCAUCAUCGUGCCGUGGGCUCUCAUGGGAACUACAAUGUGUGCUGCCCUGGAGUGGACCAGAUUGUGGGCACAAAUGUUGAUCCUGUGACAGGUGUGCCACAACCAAAGCCAGUUCCUGACUGGGUGGCGCCACUGUGCCUUUUGGCAAUCACACCAUUGAUGCCCGCCAUGGUGCUGUUGUGCUUGGUUGUCUUGGUGACCUACCCACCAUUGCCCAGAGCUACUGCCAAAUAG